AUGCAGGACGAGGCUGCUGACCCUCCCACCAGCGCAGCGCCAUUCCUCGAGGCAGCGAGGAAGUGGCUCAUAUCUACCCCGUGGGUAUCUGCUCAAGACGCAGCCGGUGAAUCCACUGCCACAACGGUGCUUUGCGAGCUGAUGGAACUCAGUCGCCUGUGGCACCUCCUCUACACCGUGACAGUGCAGUGUGCAGUGCAGCAAUCGGCACCCUACGGAACUCAGAGCCGGUCCGUCUCGUCGUUCUCAGCGCCGACAAGCAGCACACCGAUGACCUGCACGGCAGUGCGGCAGCGCUUUCAGCGUUUGCUCAAGCACAGCAAUGCCUACGUGCAAGAGUUUUACCGCGCCACUCGUAACACGGACGCGAUUCUGCCACCAACGACUGGCAAACCUGCAGGCGCGGCACCAGCGGCGCAGGCGUCUUGUGUGUGCGUUGCGGACAUCGACGCUGCCGACGUGUUCUGGGCGCUCAUCCUGUACGCGUCGGCCGCUCUCUGUUGGAGACAGCAGCGCUUCCUCACAACGCAGCUCCGCGCAGACGCCUACGCUGAAGACGUAGUGAGCAGCUCCCAAGGUACGUCAGUGCACCACCCAGUGCACCCCCACACCUCAUCUCGAUCGUCGCGGCAGGAGAGCACGCACUCAUCACUGAGCUCCACGACGGACGACCUCAUCGAUCACACGCCACGCGGUGCAGCAGCACGGCACGAAGCUGCCAGCGGAGCCGGAACGGAUUCUCUCUCCGCUGCGCUGCAGUCGCACUAUGCGCUUGGCAAGGUCGCCGCCGGCGAUGCGCCAUCCAGCCGCUGCCGCAGCGUCCUUGAGCGCCUACUGCCGCUUCUGGAAAGUCAUCUCUCUGUGGUACAGCUGUGGCGCCAGCCGUCACUUCUCGCAGCGCUUGAUGUGCUUGCGCGAGGCUUCAUAGAGGCGGAGGACCGCGUGCAUGCCUCAUCCUCACGAGACGACACGGACAACGCGACACGCUGCCCGCUGUGUUACGCCGCGGCACUGGAUAAUGAGCUCGCAGUGGAGGCAUUCGUGCACCUUCGCUGCUACGCUGCCGCUUAUCAAGGCACAGAGGAUGCGGACGAAGACGCAGUAGCCCAGCACGGGCGGCAGCGACGAGACGGCCAUGAUGGCGCCGCGCUGAGCCCGUGCGAAGUUGGAUGGGUAGCUGCAUGUCGCAUCGCGUUGUGGAACAACUGUCGAGCCUCGCUGAAGCGCCUGUGCUGCCCGCCCUUAUUCUACUCAGCCACGUGGUGGCCGCUACAUCAAGGGGCGUGCGAAAGACCGGGGUGCGGGCAGCAGCAGCAACAGCAGCGGCGUCUGGAAUGGCGGCGACAUGCGGUCCUCGAGGCUCUCUGGGUCAGUUGGUGGCGCGCAGAGGUGUGGUUGGCCUCCUGUCCUUCUUCCUCCGAGAUCACAGGCACCACAGCUGAAAUUGCCAGGGACGCGGCAGGGCGCUGGCGCAGCGCACUGUUGUUCAUGCAAGUGGUACUACCCGCUGUUGAGGUAGCUGCACGUGACCCUGGCGUCGAGGACUCCGGCGUCGACGGUGGUACGACAGAGACGCACUUGAACUAUCAGCGAGCCAAUCGCGGUACGCUUCUUGCUCACCUCCUGCGGCUGCCGAUCGUAACAAGGCGCACACAGCCGGCGUUGCAGCCCCGCCGAGAUCAGAACAGAGAGAACAUCCACGCCGCUGACACCUACAGCGGAAGCGUCUCCGGCACGGUGUUUCACUGGCUCUCACAGCAUGGCGAUGCGCCGUUGCUGACUCUUCUCUGCUAUAUGCUCGGUGGCCGCGUCGCGGCGAUGGCUGUGGACGACGCGCUCUUGGGGAGGCCGACUACCGCCCUAUCCGCUGUGAAGGCACCUGCCGAAACCCCGAAUGGGCCUCACGUCGUCAGACUUGGCGCCGUGCAUGGGAAGGACGAGAAGGUAGGCGACCACCGCAGCCACAGAGCGGCUUUGCCGGCGCCAGAAACAGCAGUGAAGGGUGCUGCGGCAUUAAUUAGUCGCUCGGUGGGCCAGCCGGCCUCCACACGCCCGGCUCGAAGCUUGUGCAGCUCCGUCUCUUCCGUAUGGAGCUUACACCUGAUGGACACGCUCGGCCGAAAUGCCCUCGAUGUCGCAUGCAGGCGUCAGCAUCUGCCGUGUGUGCGCCUCCUUCUGCAGGCGGGGCUAUCACCGAACUCCCUCACAACCCUCGUGUCCGACAAGUGCGUUGACUCUCUGCCGCUGCCGUUGCUCAAGCUGCUCUACGACCCCUCCCUUCUCGAAGGAGCGGACAGCAGUGGCAGUACGCCGCCCAUAGGACUGGCGGAGCGUCUGCAGCAGUCGACUUGCCCCGCCGCGGCUGCCUCUCGCACCCUGGCGCAGCUCGCGUUCCGGCUGUGGACCGAGAAAGUGCGGCAGGUAUCCAUGGCCCCGCAGGCAGCCGAUGACGAGGGCUUUGCGCUGGAUCAGUGGCUCCGUGCCUACGCGCGGUGCCAAGCGUCCCAGGAUCGCGUCUUACGGCCCGCGAUGGCAGCACUGGAGUUCGACGCCUACGAGCCCACUGCCCGCCUUGUUAUGUUGUCCGUACUGACGCGUAAGCUGAACGACUGGUUGACCACCACGCCACCGUCCGUGCGCUGCAGUGCGAGUAACAUGCCGGUGGGCAGUACCGUCAGCCUGCAAGGUGCUGAGCCGUCGAGUUGGUCCUUUUCCACCCCCUCCCAGGCGCAGCCGGCGCCACCCUCCCUUCGGCAAGUGCGUCUGCAGCAUACAGUCGCGCUGCGUCUGUACACGCAGCUUACGUGCCCACUUGGUCGCACGUUGCUGCGUCGCGCUGUUGACGCGCGGUGUGCCGUGUGUGAUGCCCUCGCCGCACGCGGGGAUAGGGUAGCCCCUGUACCCAUCUCCACCUCUGCCAUUGCGCUCACUCCAUCGACUGCUGACGCGGCGAGUGGCGGCGACGAGGGAACCGAGAUCAUGAAGAGGCGCGCGGCAGUGAAUCUCACCGCAGCGUCCGUGCCGCUGGUUUCAGUGGCCUCGUCGCUUGCGCUAUUGGAGCCCGUCAAGUCUCGCCAGGAGCUGCGGGACUUCUACGAGCGCGUGCUUGCGGACGCCCACGCGCUCGACGCACGUCUUGUCGCCGAGCAUCAGGAGAGCAUAUCUGCAGUGGAGAGAAGUGGUGGAUCGAAACGGCACUGCCGCCACAGUAGAACUCCUCCGCGGCACCUGCACGCCUACCCGGAUGCUACUACUGGAGUCGCAACUGUGCUACGUGGACUUCAUCAUGAGCCCCACACAACCUUCAUGCGGCGUGCCCACCGACGCGAUAGAGGACACGAUGACGGUGUGUCCGCCCUCUACGCUCUGGCCGUGAUCCCGUCCGCGGAUGUGUUGCAGUCAGCACGCUGGGUAACCAGCGAAGAGUCGCGAAAUGCCCAACAGCAGCAGUCGCAGCAGCAAUCAACGGCGCAGCGCUCCACCGCAGGCGCACACAGCGUCGUUGAACCGACGCUGUGGAGCUUCACGAGCACGCCACAGCAUGUCUGGCUGCGACUGCCAGACGGAGUCGACUUUGACCGUCUCUUACGCGAAAAUGGAGGUGGUGGCUUUGGAGUGGUCGCCGACGAUAUGCCGCCCACGGCGCCGGUGCAGCGUGGCGACCUCGUCACAUUUCGCUGCAGCUGCUGCGGUGAUGGCGCCGGUGGAUUGGGUGAUGCCUCAGCGAGGGAUGCGCAGCAGCAGAAGGACCUGAACGCAGAAGAGCGCUGCCGCAGUCCGCAGUUCGUUGUUCAGCAAGUCUUCUCGGAGCGGCGCACGCUACCAUACCUCGCGUGGAAGAGCGCGACGGCAGUGGACAACGACCGUCAGCACCAGCCGCCUCCUGCAAGUCUGGUGCUCCCGUACGCUGCGGCGUCUCAGCGCAUAAGCAUCGCCACAAAUCCACCCCGGGAUAGCAUCACACUGCACGCCUGCUGCUUGCCGGUGUCUUACGUCGUGCGGAUGACGUCUGCGCAGCUACACAACAGCCACCCACUCGACUGGCUACUGCAGACACGUCAUGUUGCCACGUCUUCUCCGCGUGCCUCUGAAUCGGACUUGUUCGACGUGCUCACGACGUUACAGUCGAGCGCGGAGUGGACUGCGCGGUGGGCACAGACGGUUUGGGCAGGCUACCAACCGUGUUGGCUGGAGGAGAGGAUGCACCCAGCCCGUGACGGCAGUGGCACCUCUCAAGGUCCCAGCGACAAGGUGGCGGGGGGUGCUGUGGCGCUGCUUGGCAGCGUCGACAGCCCACGCAAGUGCGAGAAACAACCAAGCAGUAACAACCCAAAUUGUUGUCACGGAGACAACGGACGCGGUGCUGUACGCCUUACGGAUCCCUUCUUCACCUGGGAGGACACCGGCCCUGCCGACGCCCACGACCGUUUCCUCGCCUGUGAUGGGCGGCGCUCUCUGCGCGUUCGUUUGACCUCGACGAGCUGCGGCGCUGCACCACACGAGACGCAGCGUCUGUCUGUCGAGGUGGACUGGCCUUCUCGAGCGGAGGGGUGCAGCGCGGUGGCCACCGCCGAUGUGGUGGUGGGCAGUGCCACAGUCAUGUGA
Molecule: messenger RNA, 4605 nt
Organism: Leishmania braziliensis MHOM/BR/75/M2904
Lineage: Eukaryota; Euglenozoa; Kinetoplastea; Trypanosomatida; Trypanosomatidae
Exons: 1
Coding region: 1-4605 (1534 amino acids)
Molecular function (GO): protein binding
Source: RefSeq, a predicted model, not a curated record